AUGGCUGUGGCUCUUCCUAAGGAAAUCACUCUCCCUCAGGAAGUCGUGCCUCAGGCAGUCGUUGCUUCUUUGGACGAGGUCGAGUCUAACCCAUGGACACUCGUCUCUCCUGAUGGCACAUGUGGUGGUGACACCAAGUACACGUGCGCUGGCUCUCGCUUCGGUGACUGCUGUAACACAUACGGAUUCUGCGGUGUUACAGAUGCUUUCUGCGGUGCAGACUGCUUCAACUUGGCUGGACUUUGCGACGCCGACCUGCAAAACAACAACGUCGUCAGCCGCCCCAAGGCCACACACGUACCCUGGAAGCCUACUGUGCACCACGACCCUCACUUCAAGCCCUCUUACGUGAUUGACAAUGGCGAAAGAGCUCCUAACCAAGUCUGGUCAUGA
Molecule: messenger RNA, 393 nt
Organism: Aureobasidium melanogenum CBS 110374
Lineage: Eukaryota; Fungi; Ascomycota; Dothideomycetes; Dothideales; Saccotheciaceae
Exons: 2
Coding region: 1-393 (130 amino acids)
Molecular function (GO): chitin binding
Source: RefSeq, a predicted model, not a curated record